This is a messenger RNA of Linepithema humile (Argentine ant), 3478 nucleotides long. RefSeq names its product BTB/POZ domain-containing protein 6-B (gene lute). Gene Ontology annotation, molecular function: protein binding. Lineage: Eukaryota; Metazoa; Arthropoda; Insecta; Hymenoptera; Formicidae. Gene Ontology annotation, cellular component: cytosol. Gene Ontology annotation, biological process: neurogenesis. The record is from RefSeq and is a predicted model, not a curated record.
CUAUUGACCGACACGACGGCACGGCGGCGACGGAGACGCCGACGAUAGCGGUGGCGGCGCUCCUAAACCAGCGCCCAUCCAUGGGAAAUGGCGGCUGUAUAGCCGAUGAUACUCGGUUUCUUGGAGCCGUUUUGUGUAUCACGUGUAUAACAACGGAUUACGACGCGACGAGAAAGAUCAACAACGGUGAACGUGAGUGACGACGAUGGCAAUGUCGAACCUCUACUCGAAGAUUUCCACCAAGCCAAUGAAGCGUUUUCAGGACAACGUCGCAGUUAAACAGACAAAUGCUUGGAUGAACGCGGAAUCUCCAAGUAAUACGUCAGAUUCACCACCAUCGGUGAGUCCGCUCUCUUCGUCUAUUGUAUUACAACGUGAAGGAACCGCGGUGAAUCAGCCUCUAAGUGCUCCCGCAUCGCCUUUGUCUUCCUUAUCAUCACCUAUCACCCAGUUAAAUCUACCAUCGCCUGGAGACUGCACACAAGAUCCCAACUGGCAAGCAACGAAACCUACAGUUCGGGAACGGAACGCGGCAAUGUUUAAUAAUCAUCUCAUGGCCGACAUUAUAUUUAUUGUUGGCAGUCCAGGCCACACACAAACUAUACCAGCACAUAAAUACGUCCUUGCUACUGGCAGUUCUGUAUUUUAUGCCAUGUUUUAUGGAGGGUUACCGGAAAAUAAAAAAGAUGUAGAAGUGCCUGAUGUUGAACCAGCUGCCUUUCUCGCGCUGUUGAGGUAUAUGUAUUGUGAUGAAGUGCAACUAGAAGCGGACACAGUUUUGGCAACGUUGUACGUCGCCAAAAAAUACAUAGUUCCACACUUGGCGCGCGCGUGCGUCAAUUAUCUGGAAACGAGUUUGACGGCGAAGAACGCGUGCUUGCUUCUGAGUCAGUCUCGCCUGUUCGAAGAACCCAAUCUCAUGCAACGUUGUUGGGAAGUGAUCGAUGCACAAGCAGAAAUGGCACUAAGAUCCGACGGUUUUGUGGACAUUGACAUUCAUACGCUCGAAUCUGUCUUAUCCCGAGAGACACUAAACUGCAAAGAAAUCCAUAUAUGGGAUGCUGCAUUACGAUGGGCUUCCGCGGAAUGUAUACGGCAAGAUCUUGAGCCUACUCCCGCCAAUCAAAGGCAAUUGUUAGGACCUGCCUUGUAUUUAAUUAGACUACCCGCUAUGAAUCUGGAGGAGUUCGCAAACAGUGCAGCACAGACGGGAAUACUAACUCAUCAAGAGACAAUUGAUUUGUUUCUACACUUUACAGCUAGUAACAAACCACAACUUUGUUUUCCCAUCAAACCACGUCAAGGAUUGAAAACUCAGGUUUGCCAUAGAUUUCAAUCCUGCGCUUAUAGGUCAAAUCAAUGGCGAUACAGAGGUCGUUGCGACUCGAUCCAAUUCAGCGUUGAUAAGAGAAUAUUUGUAGUGGGCUUCGGGUUAUACGGGAGUUCGUCCGGCGCUGCGGAUUACAAUGUUAAAAUAGAACUCAAGAGACUUGGGAAUGUUCUGGCGGAGAACAACACCAAGUUCUUCUCCGACGGCUCGAGCAACACGUUCCAUGUGUACUUUGAAAAUCCGAUACAGAUCGAACCAGAAUGUUCAUACACGGCGAGUGCAAUAUUGGACGGCGGGGAAUUGAGCUUCUUCGGGCAAGAAGGCAUGUCGGAAGCGACGGUUGGCAGUGUAAACUUUCAAUUUCAGUGCAGCUCCGAGAGCACCAACGGUACUGGCGUCCAAGGUGGACAAAUUCCUGAAUUAAUUUUUUACGGGCCGCCAUCUGAUGACUGACGGAAAAUCACUACAGAGCUUAUGGUAUAAUUGACUUGCAACGAAACCCAAUAUUCUCAGAUCGUGAGCGAUCGUAUACAUCGCAAAUAAAAUCUGUCAAAUUCUGAGACGUAUGGAGGAAAUGUACAUUUCAUACAUGCAUUCGAACAAUUUAAAUAUUCAAAUAUUCAAUUGGACUCAUUUUUAUUUUUCUUAAAUUCUUCCAAAGAAAACAAUAAAUCGUAAAAGUAAUGUGAGAAAUAUUUAUACUGCCGAGAAAGUUGUUACAAUCUUGUGUAAAUAACGUAAAAAUAAGAAGCAUUUGAGAAGCAUUAGAAUACUCGUCGUUUAAUCGUAACAUCACGAUACAGUAGACUUUCCUUUAUAUUGAUAGAUCUAUUGAUAUACACCAAUCACAUGCAGUUGUUAUUGUUGUGUUUUUCUUUUGUGAAAUAAACUUAUUUCAUAUAUCGUUAACCAAGAAAAACGCGUGUGCAAAUGAUUAAAUAUUAAAAUUUUUAAUUAUUUUUAAUUUAUUUGAUUAUUUAAAGUGCACAAUAUUCGUUUUUACAACGUAUCCAAUAUUUAUACCAUCUAAUUACGAAUCUUGACGAAAAAAUCUUGACUUAAAAAAUUUUUUUUUUAUUUAAAUGAGUCCAUUGGAAUAUUUCUCAUGUCAGAUAUUCUCAUGAUAUAUGUGGAGACAUCCAAAUUCCAAUAAAAGUAUUUGCGUGAAAUUUUCAAAAACGUUGAUUUUUCAAUGAAAUUAUUAUUUCCAAAAUACACGAAUAUUCGUAUAAUAUAUAAAUAUUGAAUUUUAUUCGACAUCUUAUAUAUUAUUCCUAAUAAUAGCUAAUUAAUUAACUAAGUAGAAUUGUUCAUUGAAGUUUGUAUAUAUCCAUUUAAAUUUGUAUAAUUUAUCGAUGCAUCAUAAGUUGCUAUUAUUAAUUCUCGGAGUUUUUUUUCGGAGAAUAUAUACAAUCGAACGUAUAUAAUCAACGUUUGUUUAUCUCAAUCCAAAGGUCGGUACCAAAUUUUUAUGUACACGCGCGCGCAAUAUGUUACUGUCAUAAAGGCGACCUAUUCAAAAAUUAUAUUUUCGUAGGCGGCGAAAAAAAACUAUGUACAGUAUUGUGCGAUUUGAAAACAACAAUUAGCAUUAUAUUUAAAAUUAGAUUUGCGUAAUUAAAACUCUCUUUACAAAUUUUUUUCAUGUUUCAACAUCAGACACAUCGUCGUUACUUGUGUAAAUAAACAUUUAGUUGUAACUCUUUAAAAAGAUUUCCAUAACAUUAAACUGUAACACCAGACACUACCAUCUCACUCGUGAAGAGUUGUGUGAGCAGUUUUGGAAAAAGAGCACAUCUAUUUUUCUAUACAUACUUAACGAAUGUCAUACUUUUACUCGCUUCGUGCAACAAAUUUAAUUUUGCUCUUGCAUCGAGAAGAGCUGUAAAUGAUUGUUUAAAAAUUGUAAAUAUCUAGAAUAAUAACGUAUAAUGUGAGAAGAGAGCUCUGUCUAAGCGUAAUAUCACAUAAUCGAUUAAAUAUAUAUUUAGAAUUGGUUCUUUUACAAUACUAUAAAAGAUAUUCAAUGCAAUUGUGAAAAAAUGAUAUACGCGAAAGCUAUAGGAUGCUUCAUAUUAUUUACUGUAACUAUGUACCGUAGCUAUGUGAGGAUUGUUAACAAUGUUAUAAAGAAUUGUUUACUUGAAA